UCAGAUCUUCCUAAGAAAACGCUCAGCUCAAUAUUUUGCCAAAUUCUUCUACAGUGGGAAAUUCAAGAUGAAGAUAUCACCUUACAAUGUGUUAUAAAUAUGUCUAGUGUCGAACUACUAGUGAUCGCCUUAGUAUUACUUGUGACUUGUUCAGUCGCGGAACUUGCCACCGAAUUUACGGAAGCCAGUGAGGGUAGUACCGCCAAUCUGCCUUGCGCACUUUCCGCUGCCGACUAUCCGGACAAAAUAACGAACAUCUUGUGGUAUUUGGGUGCAGAGGAAACGCCGAUUUAUAAAUUCGAAUCUCGUGGUAACUAUAAUCAGCAUACGCCAGCUGAUGCACUUAAAGAUCGGUACUUUUUGCGCGUUCUUGAAAAACAAGCGUUGCUUUCAAUAUCACCCCUAAUGACUUCUGAUGAAGGGGUGUAUCAUUGCCGUGUCGAUUUUGAGAGGUCGCCUACUAAGAUUACUCAUGUUAAUUUGACCGUUGUUGUGCCCCCGACGAGUGUCCAACUGAGUGACAGCAUGGGACCGGUGAAAAAAGAUGUGACCGAAGCCUAUGCGGAGGGUGCAAGUUUAACACUUGUUUGUACAGCAACCGGAGGAAAACCGUUAGCAAAAGUAUCAUGGUGGAGAAAUCAAACUCUAUUGACAGAUGAAACGCAAUACCUCGUAGAUCGUGCCAAAUCACAAAGCACCCUAAGAAUAGAAAAAUUAACAAGAUCUCACUUAUUAGCAGUUUACAGUUGCGAGGCCAACAAUAGUAAGCGCCAACCUCCGCUGGUGGUUCGUGUUGCUAUAGACAUGUACCUGAGGCCGCUUGAGGUCAACUUAAUAGGAAAUAGUCAGCAAUUUAGUGCUGGAAAAAAGUACAAUAUUACUUGUGAAACGAAAGGGUCUCGACCGCCAGCAACUAUCACUUGGUGGAAGGAUGGAAGACCAAUUAAGGGUGGCAAUGCUGUCGUUAGUAAUGACGGAAACGUGACAACUAGCGUAUUAGAAUUUGUUCCUGACUGGAGUGACCACGGUUUAACUUUAUCUUGUAAAGCUUCGAAUCAACGAAUACCAUUCAGUGAAAUUCAACGAAUCUGGAUGCUAAAGGUUCUUUAUCCUCCGAAAGUCAACAUGACUCUUGGACACGGACUUAACAGGGAAAGCAUUCAUGAGGGAGCUGAUGUUUACUUCGAAUGCCACUUAAUUGCAAACCCUUGGGUACAUCGAGUUUGGUGGCUAAGAGAUGGUGAGAGGCUUAUAAACAAUGCGACAUCUGGAGUAAUAGUCAGUAAUCAGACCUUGGUAUUACAGGGUGUAAGCCGAAGUAGUUCCGGUCAUUACGCAUGCGAAGCAACCAAUGAAGAGGGUACUUCAAUCAGUCCAAGUUUUCACCUCCGAGUUAAAUUUGAACCAGUUUGUAAAGAAGGACUGGCCAGAAAAGUAGUAGGUGCCGCAAAGGCUGAACCAGUUCAUAUAGAAUGUAAGGUUGACUCAGAACCACCUGCUCUAGAAUUCCGUUGGAGCUUUAACAGUACUCCAAGCGUCUCUAAAGACUUAACUAAAAAUUCCAGAGAAGAAGGAGGAAGCAGCGUGCUGACCUACAUUCCUAACGAGUCAGCGGAUUAUGGUACAGUUCAAUGCUGGGGCAGGAACCAAAUUGGUUGGCAACGUAUAUCUUGCACAUACCAUUUAGUACCUGCCGGCAAACCUGAUCCUCCAAUGGGAUGUACUUUAGUUAAUGUCACUCAUCACUCGGUUUUUGUAACGUGCCAAAAGGGAUUUGACGGAGGACUAAAACAAAAAUUCGUGCUGGUAUUGCACUCUGGGGAGCAGUCCGUUGCCAAUAUAUCGGCGCUCAGUAGCCCAGAAUUUUACAUACCGAAUUUGGAGCCCGCCCAAGAAUAUUAUGCUUCAAUUUAUUCAUUCAACUCCAAAGGGCCCUCUAAGUAUUCAGAACCAAUAGUAAUCCGUACGCUCCCUGCGCCUGGUCUUAAAGAACUUCGAAGGUCAACAGAGCCUACAGAUAGUCCAGAAACUGGAAUUUCCGGCCCUUGGCUCUACAUACUUCUAGCUGCUGGGUCUACCCUGAUCGUGGCCGGGGCUGUUGGAUUUAUUGUACUAGCUGUUAAAAGAUUUAAGGUCGAAACCCCAGUUAGACAGCCUUCGGCUGGCAGGUCAAAACAAGAGGAAACUCCAAUAAAUUCCAUGAUACAGCCUAUAACUACGGACAAUCUAGUAGAAGAUGAAAACAACCCAGACCUUAUUCCUCCUGCUUACGAAAGCCUUAUUGAUUCAGCAUCUCUUCCUCCAUAUACGAUAACUGCACGGCCUCCGCACACCAAAAGGAACAGCGCAACGCAGAUGCCAGUGAAACCAUACCAUGUUACUUGGGCGCCUAUUUUACAAUCCAGAAAUUGUUCCACACAAACUCCGCCUCAUCACAAGGAGAGUUCCGUCUAGCAUCAGGACAAGGGCUCGGCUACCAGUCUGCACAACGAUUAUUAUUAACAACAGUAUUAAUUGUGAAAGGCGUGUAUAAAUUAAAGUUAGUCAUUUAUAAAGGAUUUGCUGUUAUGGACGCUCUAGUAGAGCAAAUUCAUAGUUUUUAGAUCAUUUGCAAUUUUCUAGGGUGUCUAAAGCAUAAGUCGAACUACAAAAUAAUAUAGUUUUAAAAGAUGAAUAUUUAAUAUUUCUCAAUAUAAAAACGUAUUACCUUCUAAGUAGUAAAAACAAAUAGUGCUUAGUUAAAAAGGAAUGAAUAAUGUCUUAUGAAUUUAUUACUUGCCUCUGAGAGGGGAAAUGCAAUACGCCAGAAGUCUUUACUAUCUCUUUGUUUUUUGUUAUAGCAUACAGAUAGCAAUUAAUUAUUUUUUCUGACUGUAGAUAGACAGACCAAACUGUGUAGAGCACAGUUAAGUCUAAGAUAAAGAGAGGAGUUAAGCUAAGCUAAAAAGAGGUUUUACAAGUAGAGCAAGAGUCUCUGUACUACUAUUUACAGUGCGACAUAAACUAAACGUAUAUAUGUCCUGCGUAUUCCCUUUCGGCGGCCAGGAUAAAUGGAAAUUUUAAUUAAGCACUGUCGUUGUCUUUUUAAUUAUUUAAAACAAAUAAAUAUCUUUAAUUGGGUAUUCUUGUUGGGCAUUGAUGAUAAUUUUCUAUCUCCAAUUUAAUGCAUAGAAUGAUUUUUAAUAAAAAGUUAGGUUGUCCUCAGUAAAUAGGCCUUUAAAUAAUUAUGAUUUACGUGCUUAAGUACUUACUUUAUUUAAAUCCUAACAAAUUUAUUUAAUAUCUUACAGUGAGGUCAUAUGAGUCCGUUAUAUAAAUUACAAACUUUACCAGUUAUCUAAAAAACAAAUAAGCACCCCGAGGAUGAGCUAAAGUUAUUAGUAAUUAAGGUUAAGUUUAGGGCUGUACAUGCAGUAAAGACUAAACGUCAUCUUAAUCCAAUUACCAACAUUAGUCUCCGAAGUCACUACACUCCACUAGUUAUCUAGAAAACGAAUAAGAGCUAAGAUUGAGCUUAACCCAGAUACCCCUGAAACUCUUAACGUUUGUUUUUUGUUAUAUACUUUUGUAAAUCUACUUAUUGGGUUAAAAUAAACAUAUUUUUCUAUUAAAAUUUUUUAGUUCCGCUUUUAGGUUUUUCUGUAAAAGCCGUCGGUUUAAACAUACGGUAGCAAUAUUAGGUACUAAAACUCAAUUAUUCUUGUAAACUUAUAAAACUUUAUUUAGAAACGAGAUUUUUUUUUAACCAAGAAUAAUAGAUUAGUUUUUAGUAUGGUAACUUAAAAAACACAUUUUUGGAUGAAGUGCAACAUCACACUUCUGGCAUCUGAAUGCUGCUUGUUUGUGGCAAAAUGCGCAGCGGAUUUGCUUUUCCUGAUAAUUCACAAGAUGAUCCAUCCGAUCAUAUCUGGACUCAUAAUGCAGGUAUUUGCCUGGUUUAGAUGGCCCCCGUUUUGUUUCUUUCUUAUAUGUUUCUAAUAAUCCCUCAGCAAUACACCUCCUAAACUGCAAAUAGUUCAUUUUCCAGCCAGAAUAUUUAUGAAGUUGACAUGCGUUUUGUUCUGCCAUAUCCAAAGCAUGUGAAAACAAGCAAAAAUACCACUUCUUUCCUCUGAUCCCUACACGGUAAAGGCUUAUAUUUUGGUCAACCCUAUCAACACCGCCCAUGUUUUCGUUGUAUUUUUUGAUCAAACAUGGCUGCUCAAUAUGUAUCAUUUUCUUUUCUUUCUGAGAGAAGCGUUUGACUUGCUGUGUCGGAAAAGGAGAUGUUACAUUUGAGGCGAUUGUAACAACACUAUUGUCAUUCCAUUUACAUACAA
This is a messenger RNA of Anthonomus grandis grandis, 4319 nucleotides long. Its product is annotated as nephrin-like. Lineage: Eukaryota; Metazoa; Arthropoda; Insecta; Coleoptera; Curculionidae. The record is from RefSeq and is a predicted model, not a curated record. Gene Ontology annotation, molecular function: protein binding. Bases 100 to 2454 code for a protein of 784 amino acids. The transcript has 13 exons.